Molecule: messenger RNA, 7753 nt
Organism: Formica exsecta
Lineage: Eukaryota; Metazoa; Arthropoda; Insecta; Hymenoptera; Formicidae
Product: fatty acid synthase-like
Exons: 19
Coding region: 485-7618 (2377 amino acids)
Biological process (GO): fatty acid biosynthetic process
Molecular function (GO): 3-oxoacyl-[acyl-carrier-protein] synthase activity; oxidoreductase activity; fatty acid synthase activity
Source: RefSeq, a predicted model, not a curated record
CACACAAAUUUCAUAAUUCUACAGUCCUAAUGCGUAUUAAUAAAGUAAACAAUAUUAUUUAUUUUAAAUAGUAUAUAUUUCUUAUAUUUUAAAAAUAUUUAUAUGCAAUUUUAUAUAUAUAAAUACAAUUAUAAAAAAUGUUAUCCAGCAUUGUACGUAUUUAUAUAAAAUGACAUAUACGAUUUCAAUUGGAAAUGCUUCGAAUUACAAAGUUAUAAAGAAGAUUAAAAAUACAAUGCAAAUGACCCAUUAGUGGUAAUUAUGCAGUCGCAAAAAUUUAAAUAAUUAGAAGGAAAGAUCUGCUUAUAUAAGUAACGGUUUAUCGCUGUAUUGUCUAAUUACUUUUUCAUCUCCAGUACAAAGUGUAUCCAACUGAUAUCGCAAAUAUCAAGUCUAUAGUGUUGAUAGCAUCAUAAAUAGAACAAAAUAUAUAACAUAUACUUACUAUUAUUCUGGAUUAACAUAUACGAAAAUUAUUGACAUCAUGAUGAAAGAAACAUACAGACCGUGCAUUAAUAUUGAUUCUGGCAAGGAAAUAGUUAUUUCAGGUAUUGCUGGUAGAUUUCCAGAUUCAAACAACAUGAAUCAGUUACAAGAAAAUUUACUCAACAAAGUUAAUCUUCUUAGAGCAGAUCAUUGCCGAUGGAAAAUAGAGCAUCCCGAUUUAGCACGACGCAUGGGAGUAAUUAAUAAUGUGGAAAAGUUCGAUGCUGAUUUUUUCAAUGUACCUUUCAAACAAGUACACACGCUCGAACCUAUGACGAGAAUGUUAUUGGAACAUACAUACGAAGCAAUAAUCGAUGCAGGAAUUAAUCCAAAACAAUUGCGAGGAAAAAAUACUGCCGUUAUCAUAGGGACAUCUUUUCUUGAAUCGCAAAACAAAUUUAUGUAUGAGAAUCUCCAGGUAGACGGUCUAGGCAUCGUUGGAUGUAGCAAAUCUACGACAGCAAAUAUGAUUUCAAAUUUGCUGGAUUUGAAAGGACCAUCCUAUACAGUCGAUACGGCAUGUAGCUCUAGUCUUUAUGCCAUGGCUCUUGGUUAUCGCGAUAUCAUGUCAGGUCGAUGCGAAGAUGCGAUAAUUGGAACCUCACAGCUAUGCUUAAAUCCCGUCGUAACUCUGCAGUUUUCUCGUCUAGGUGUUUUAUCAUCCGAUGGUUACUGCAAGCCUUUUGAUAAUGCCGCAAGCGGUUAUUCGCGUAGCGAAACCGUAUCGGUGCUAUAUCUUCAAAAGGCAAAAAAUGCUAAAAGAAUUUACGCUACAUGUAAACAUAUUAAAAUAAACAGUGAUGGUUACAAAGAGGAAGGAAUAAUGUAUCCAUCGACGCAUGUUCAAAGCAAUUUAUUGACGGAGUUUUACAAGGAGUGCGGAAUAUUACCAUCUUGCCUAGAUUACAUUGAAGCGCAUGGUACUGCUACCAGAGCUGGCGAUCCUGUAGAAGUGAAUGCUCUCUAUAAUGUUUUGUGUAAAAACAGAAAUACUCCGUUGAUGAUGGGCUCCGUAAAGUCCAAUCUUGGUCACGCUGAACCAGCCAGUGGUUUUACUCAAAUCGCUAAGGUGAUAAUAGCAUUCGAAACGGGUCUUAUUCCACCAAACAUCAAUUAUACGUCACCAAGAAAUGAUAUAGAUGCUCUUGUAAAUGGAACUAUCCAAGUGGUUACAGAAGCAAUGCCACUUAAUAAUGGUUACAUAGGCAUUAAUUCUUUUGGCUUCGGGGGGUCCAAUGCUCAUAUGUUACUAAAAUGGAAUAUCAAACAGAAAGUUAACAAUGCAGCACCGAGCGAUGGCUUGUCAAGACUUGUGACAUUGUCCGGACGCACUGAAGAAUCAAUAAACUUGUUUUUAAACGAUGUCGCUAAUCAUUCGACAGAUGCCGAAUAUAUUCGUUUACUACACGAUAUCCAUGCAGAUAAUAUAGAGGGUCAUCCAUGGAGAGGAUAUAUUAUAUUGGACACUUUGCAAAAAAAUUCAAUAAAGGAGAUCAAUAAGGAUGAAAAUAAUAAGAAUGUAAAAAGACCUAUUUGGUUUAUAUUCUCUGCCUUAGGCGCGCAAUGGCCAAGGAUGGGUCGAAAUUUAUUAAAAUUUCACGCCUUUGCAAAAGCUGUAAAAAUGUGCGACACUAUUUUAAAAUCAUAUGAUAUAAACAUCAUGAACAUUUUGACAAAUGAAGGCGAAAAAGCUUGCGAAAGCGCUUUACACACACUUGUUGGUAUCAUCGCUAUUCAGGUCGGCUUAGUAGAUCUUCUAACAUCUUUAGAAAUUACUGCGGAUUACAUGAUUAGUCAUUCUGCUGGUGAACUUGGUUGUGCGUAUGCGGAUAAAUGUCUAACUAUUGAACAAACUAUUUUAUCGGCAUACUUUAUUGGGUUAGCUUGUGUCGAAGGAAAUGCGAUUCACAGCUCUAUGGCAGUUGUGAAUCUUGAUUACGAAUGCCUCAAGAAUAUAUGUCCAGCGGAUAUUGAAAUAGUUUGCUACAAUAGUCAAAACAGUAAUAUUGUAAGUGGGCCCGCAGAAUCCAUAAAAGAGUUCGUGAAAAAAUUACAGAUUAAUAACAUUAACGUGAAAGAAAUCUCCUGCGAUAUACCAUAUCACAGUCAUUAUCUCGCAUCCGUGGAAACUCGACUUUUACAUAAUUUGAAUCAAGUAAUACCACGGUCGAAAAAACGAAGUUCAAGAUGGAUCAGUACCUCCAUACCUUGCAUCGAAUGGUCUAAUGAGAUAUCGAAAUUAUCUUCAGCAAAUUAUCAUACACAUAGUAUACUAAAUACUGUAUUAUUUGAACAAGCAACAAAUUUAAUUCCAAAUAACGCCGUGACUAUCGAAAUUGCACCAGACGGCGUUCUGCAACAUAUCUUGAAAGAAUCCUUACAUCCAAAAGUGGCGAACAUCGUACUGACUCAGCGCACUGAGCAAAAUACCACCGAUGUAACUUUGCAAGGGAUUGGAAAACUCUACAAUUGUGGCUUACAACCGCAGAUCGCUAAUUUAUAUCCGCCAGUGGAAUUUCCAGUUAGUCGAGGCACUCCUAUGAUCUCUCCAUCUAUCAAAUGGGAUCAUUCUGAAGAUUGGUUUGUGACAACCUAUCAAUCACAGAAGCAUAUACAAUUCAGAGAAAGACAAGUCGAAAUCAAUCUCAACGACGAAAACUAUGAUUAUAUGGUCGAUCAUGUAAUCGGCGGAAGAAAUUUACUACCAGCGACAGGAUAUCUUGCGCUCGUUUGGGAAACUAUCGGCAUGAUGAAAGGAAAGAUAUACACAACUAUGCCGAUAAUAUUUCGAGAUAUAAGCUUUAUUCGUGCUACUCACUUAUCGAAUAAUGUAAAAUUGACGAUUACUAUACAGGAAGGCAGUGGAAGAUUCGAAAUUAUUGAAGGAGAUAGUGUUGUGGUAAUAGGUACAGUACAUACUGUAUCGAAUCCAGAACAAGAAAUGAUUCCGACCAAUCUAUUGCCGGAGGAUGACAACAAAAAAGAACAUAUGACUGCUCGAGAUAUCUACAAAGAGCUGAAAUUACGCGGUUACCAGUACAACGGCAAGUUCCGUGGAUUAAAAAGCGCAUCUAUUUCAGGCAACAAAGGACAUAUUGCUUGGGAAAAUAAUUGGGUAACAUUUAUGGAUACCAUGCUGCAGCUGUAUAUUCUUGGAAACGAUAGGGAUUUAUAUGUUCCUACGAAUAUUAAAAAAUUGGUGAUCGAUCCUGCGCUUCACUUGUCAAAGCUGCGGGAGAUAACGACAGAAGAGGAUAAACAAUUAUCAAUACGGAUAUAUAGAGAAAUAGGCGCAAUUAUAUCUGGCGGAAUAGAGAUUCGAGGUGUUGAAGCUACUGUAAUAUCUCGCCAGAAAAUAACUCAGGAUCCCAUUAUCGAGGAAUACAUAUUUGUAGCUCAUCAUGAUCGCGUGAAGAUUUCUUUAAGCGAAGCGAUCCAAAUAUCGGCGCAACUCGCGUUGGAAGAUCAUCAGAUCAUUAAAGUAAAAGCCAUUGAACUAAUAGAAGAUAUCGAUAAUAUAAUGUUGGAAGAAUUAUCAUCUUUGUUGCUGAUUAAAACUCUUAGUAAUAUGCCGCUAAUACAGGCAGAUAUUACUUUAUUAACAUCAUUGAAUCGUUUCAAUCCAGUAGAAUUACCACAAAAUGUUAUAAUCGCAGAUUUAAACAAACCAUCUAUAGAUGAUAAAGUCUUAAUAGCUAUCGGAUUCAACCUCUUGACAAAACAACAAAAUUCAUUAGAAAAACUUUUGCCGUUCGUAAGAGAAGGUGGUUAUCUGUUGACACGCGAAAAAUGCAACAUAAUUAACUACGACAAAUAUUUGCGACAGUAUGAAUUAAAUGUUAUUCUCGAAAAGCGCACUGAGACGGAAUUAAUCGUGCUUUUAAAGAAAAAAGUUCAAGUAAAGAAAACGGCUGUCGUCUAUAUAAAUAAUGACAACUUUAAUUGGCUCGAAGACUUAAAGUUGCUUAUGAACGAUGAGAAUCAACUUGAUAAAGAUAGUAGAAUCAUAAUUGUUGGAGAGGCAGACCUUGAGUGCGGUUUGUUAGGCUUUGUUAACUGUUUGAGAAAGGAGUCAGGCGGUGAGCUUGUCAGAGGUGUACUUAUUCAAGACCAGAAGGCUCCUAAAUUUUCUCUGCAAAAUCCCUUUUAUAAACAACAAUUGCAAAAAGACAUGACUAUCAAUGUUUUGCGCUCUAAUAAAACCUGGGGAUCUUAUAGACAUUUACAUCUGCCGCGUCCAGAAGCCAAACCGGUACCUACCGCUUACGUCAGUCAAAUGGUUCGUGGUGAUCUAAGCACCUUUUGUUGGAUAGAAAAUGAUAUAUCCGUAGAUUCUCAUCUGAAAGAUUUGAUACAUGUGAUCUAUUCGUCUAUCAAUUUCAAGGAUGUAAUGUUAGCUACUGCCAAACUAAAUUUGGGUUCUACGGCAAUAUCGCAAGGACGAUUUCAAAAUAUAUGUCUUGGAAUAGAAUAUGUAGGAUUCGAUACCAAUGGACGCCGCGUAAUGGGACUUUGUGAUAAUAAAUGUAUAGCAAACGUCGUUGUGAAAGAUAAAGAUUUAUGUUGGAAUAUACUUGAUACAUGGACAUUCGAAGAGGCGGCUACAGUCCCGUGCGUUUACAGUACGUGCUACUUCGCUUUAUACAUUUGUGGGAAGAUGAAGAAAGGCGAUAAAAUACUUAUACAUUCCGGUACUGGAGGCAUUGGACAAGCAGCUAUCCACCUUGCUCUUCGUGAGGGAUGCGAGGUGUUCACUACCGUGGGUACAAAUGAAAAGCGAGAAUUUAUUAAGGAAACGUUUCCAGCUAUUAUGGAUGAGCAUAUUGGAAACUCUCGAGAUACCAGUUUUGAACAAUUGAUAAUGUUGCAAACAAAUGGUCGUGGCGUGGACAUCGUAUUGAAUUCACUGGCGGAAGAAAAAUUAAUCGCAUCCAUUCGUUGUCUAGCACGAAACGGUCGUUUCCUGGAAAUUGGCAAGUUUGAUCUUGUUUCUAACAAUCCUCUAGAUUUAAUCGUGUUUCAAAAAGGCAUUAGUUUUCACGGAAUUCUACUAGAAAAUAUGUUUGUCGGUCGUCACAAGUAUAAGUUUCUAUUAUCCAAAAUGAUGGCUAACGGCCUGAAAAAUGGUUCCAUCAAACCGCUUCAGGUGAAAGUUUUCCCAAAAUCAGAAAUUGAGACAGCGUUUAGAUAUAUGGCAAGUGGGAAACAUAUAGGAAAGAUAAUUUUAAAGAUUCAAGAGGAAGAUCAACCUUUGAACGGAUUUUUUGUCGCACAUCGUCGUUACUAUUGUCUCAGCGACAGAAGCUACAUUAUACUAGGAGGUCUAGGUGGAUUUGGAUUGGAGUUAACUGACUGGUUGAUUCUACGAGGUGCUAAGAACGUUGUGCUGAUUUCUCGUACUGGGAUAAAAAAUGGUUAUCAGCGCAUGAAAAUUCAAUUGUGGAAAUCCUACGGUGUAAAUGUACUUAUUGUCACAAAUAUCGAUUGCGCUAACCGUGAGGAUUGCAAACACCUUCUGCGAAUUGCGGAAGAAGUAGCACCGGUGGAUGCGAUAUUCAAUCUCGCUGUGGUGCUGAAGGAUCGCAUUCUGAAGAAUCAAACUCCGGAUACUUUUGCGGAAUCUUUCAAAUCGAAAGCCUGGGCGACACAAAUGUUGGACGAGCUGUCCAGAAAGAUUUGUUCUAAACUACAACACUUUGUAAUGUUUUCUUCCGUUUCUUGCGGCAGAGGAAAUGCUGGACAAACUAAUUAUGGCAUGGCCAAUUCCGUCAUGGAGAGAGUGUGUGAGAAGAGGGCGAAGGAUGGAUUACCCGGACUUGCGAUUCAGUGGGGAGCCAUAGGUGAUGUUGGUCUUGUCGCCGACAUGCAAGAAGAGGAUAAGGAACUCGUUAUCGGCGGCACAUUGCAGCAAAAAAUAUCCAGUUGCCUUGACGAACUUGAUACAUUUUUAAUUCAAAGCCGUCCAGUCGUAAGCAGCAUGGUUGUAGCUGAGAAGAAGGUAGGAUCUUCCGGAUUUGACAAUAUUGCGGAAACUAUCGCUAAUAUUCUAAAUAUAAAUGACAUGAACAUGAUAAGCCAAAAUACAUCUCUGGCUGAGCUCGGAAUAGAUUCCAUGAUGGUCGUGGAAAUCAAGCAAACCAUGGAACGAGAGUUCGAUAUCCAUUUUACUCCAAAAGAGAUACGGAACCUUACUUUCGCAAAACUCAAUAAGAUGUCCAACGCAAACACUGGUAGCGAUAAUACGCAAGCUGAAAAGUCAAUCGAUACAAGGAAACCAGACGUCAUAAAAUUGUUCAGUAUCGUGAAUGACGAACAUUUUAUGACAGAAAUCUGUUUAGAUAUUUCGACUAAAAAAAAGGAAAAUAUGGUCCAAGUAUUUCUUAUACCAGGAAUUGAAGGCUGUGGAGCUAUAUUUAAUCACUUAGCAUCAAGUAUUAAAUUUUCUUUGACAUUUCUGCAGUAUGGCACAAACAAUAUCGACGCUACAAACAUAAUAUUGGAUACGACGGAUUAUCUUUUGGAGCACGUAUUAUCAAGAUUGAAAGAUGGAAAAGAUUUUGUAAUGGUAGGAUAUUCUUUCGGAUCUAUUAUCGCAAUUGAGUUAGCAAGAAGAUUGGAAACUAUGAAAUUUAAAGGGCGACUUGUUCUUAUCGAUGGUGCUCCUGAACAAAUACGAAUGAUGAACGAACAUUAUAUGCCAAGUUCAAGCGAUGUAGAACAUCAAAUUGAUAUUCUGAACAUUAUUAUGGAAAUUUAUGACAUAAAAAUCAGAGAAAAGGUUCUAGAGGAAUUAAAGAAAUGUAAAACUUGGGAGGAGCGGUUUGAUGUUUUUGCCAAACACUUUUUAGAAAUAAAUACAUUAUUGUCACCCAUAAAUCUGAAAACACUGUGUACAACAGUGUAUAAACAUUCAGCCGCUAUUCGACAAUAUAAUCCUUCUACGCUACCACGUAUUAAAUCGCCCAUAACAUUGCUGAAACCUACAUUGUCAGAUGUAUAUAAGAUUGAAGAGGAUUAUGGUUUGCACAAGGUAACUCAAAGUAAAGUGGAGGUACAUUACAUCGAGGGUAAUCAUUUGACGAUCUUGAGAAACGAAAAAGUAGCAGCUGCGAUUAAUGGAGAGAUACUAUAAUUGAUACUAUAAUUGAUACUAUAAUUGAUUGUUAUCAAUUGUGAUGCAUUUUAAUACAUAUUAAUAUAUUAUUCGGUGUCGGUAUUUUGUGCAUGUUCGACAAACAUAUUAUCAAUAAAAUGCCAUAAAAUAUUU